Molecule: messenger RNA, 801 nt
Organism: Paramuricea clavata
Lineage: Eukaryota; Metazoa; Cnidaria; Anthozoa; Malacalcyonacea; Plexauridae
Source: the annotation of a GenBank genome assembly
AUGUUAUGUGACUCGAACAGGAAAUUCUUAAACAUAAGUAAGCUGUGUUCGAGUAGACAUAGCAAAAUCAUUCCCUGUAAUAAAACCAAAAAGGCCAAAGAAAUUCUAGAGUCUCCCAGAUUUGAUGUCAAAAAAGGAAUCAUCAUAAACACUGGAGUCAAUGACCUUGAGAACCUAUCUGCAGGAGAGAUUGUAAAAUCCCAAGUUCAAAUGGCAAAUAUGGCGGCAAAAAGAUUUCCGGGAAGACAAAUUUUUCUAUGUGGUAUCACCCCAAGAGGAGAUGAGUUAGAUAGAAAAAUCCCUGACAUUAAUGAUGACAUUGAUGAGGAGAUCAAAGAUAUCCCCAAUGUUAGCCACGUAUAUAAUGGGAAUCUACGUAAUGGCAAACUGUACUUUGAUGUCAAACAUUUGAAUAGAAGAUUUGGUAUCCCCGCUUUGGCAAAGAACAUCAAGAAUGAGUUGCGUAAGAUUUUCGGGGGUAACAGAAAGGAAAACACCAGCACCCAACAAAAGAGUGUACCUAGCAAUCAAAACCAGGAGGGAAGUCACCACAGUAAUGCAGGUCAAGUUCAAAACUUCGAUAAGGAGUUGGGGAGGAGUCCGCAGGAAGAUACACAGAAUGCAGUAUUUCUACCAACGAUGACUGGCAUUCAGGAUGAACUUAAACAGGUAUCAAACUUAUUGAACCAGUUAAUUCAAAGCAACAUUAGUACGAACCAUCAGCGGAUGCAAUACCAACGGGUAAUGUAUCCACAAGUUACUAUUCCUCCUCAAUUUACCAAUAAUUAUAGAUUUAUUUAG